UUGACAGCGCCCUCUUUGGUCAAGUGAAUCCGGAAGUUAUCAAAAUGAUAAAAAUGAAGUAAAAUAGACUGACAUUUCCUAUGUGAAGUUUAAAGCUUUGAAAAAUGUCAGGAGACAAGAUAUCCCUGACAGACGCCCUACAGAAUGUAGAUGUUCUGGAUGAAUUGCCUUUACCUGAUCAACAACCUUGUAUAGAAGGCCUUUCACUGUCCAUCCAUUACCAAGCUAAUUUUGACACUAAUUUUGAGGAUAGAAAUGCCUAUGUCACUGGGGUUGCUAAAUAUAUAGAAGAGGCCACAGUCCAUGCAGAUUUGAACAAGCUAUUAGAGAAAGGACAAGAGUUUGCUGCAAUAUUAUACACAUGGAGAUGCUGCUCUAGAGCAUUACCUCAGGUGAAAAGUAAUGAACAGCCUAACAGAUCAGAGAUUUACAAUAAGAUUGUGGAGGUCUUGGAUCCACAAGUGUCAAAACUUAUGGAAUUUAUGUAUUUUGUGAAAAAUGCUAUAGACAGAUUUGGUGAGCAGAUUAAACGUCUUUGUCACGUUCAGAAGAGAAAUGAUUUUGUUUCUGAGGCAUAUUUAUUGACCUUAGGAAAAUUCAUCAAUACAUUUGUUGAGCUUGAUCAGUUAAAAAACAUGAAAGCGAGUAUCAGUAAUGAUUACUCUGCCUUUAGAAGGGCUGCACAGUUUCUAAAAGUAAUUGCUGACCCACAAGCUCUACAAGAAUCUCAGAAUUUAUCUAUGUUCCUUGCCACUCAAAACAAAAUCAGAGACAUGCUUAAAGAAGUCCUCCAAUCCACACCUGGUUAUGAGGAAUUGUUAGCUGAUGUCAUCAACAUUUGUGUCAACAUGUAUGAAAGUAGAUUGUACCUGGAACCAGCAGAGAAAUACAUGUUAGUUAAGGUGAUGGCUUGUGGGUUGUUUAUGAUUGACAAUGAACAAAACAACAUCUAUAAAAUGGACUCCAAGAAAAGAAUAAAUUUAACAAAAAUAGACAAAUACUUAAAGCAACUGGAAGUUGUACCACUAUAUGGAGACAUGCAGAUUAAUCCAUACCAUUAUAUAAAGUACAGUAUGAACUUUGACCCUGGAAAGUGGCCAGCAUGUGAAUCAUCCCAUCCUAGUCCACAGUCUAACUUACUUGCCAAUCUUGAGCCCAUCCGUGAGGACCACAUGUCAUACAUCAGCCAGCUGGCCCGCCACAGUAAUGAGCUGAAAUUACAAAUGAAAAAUGAGGCCAUAACCACAACAAGAGAGGCCCCACGUACAGAUGAUGAGAAUAGAGAGUUAACUGACCUAGCAUUGAGAGGUUUACAACUCAUGUCUGCUUGGACACAGCAAGUCAUGGAACUGUAUUCCUGGAAACUGUUACAUCCUACAGAUCAACAUCAAAACAAAGAUUGUCCACCUGAAGCUGAGGAAUAUGAAAGGUCAACCAGGUAUAACUACUCCAGUGAUGAGAAGUUUGCCAUUAUAGAAGUCAUAGCUAUGAUCAAAGGUCUACAGUUACUGAUGGCAAGGAUGGAGUCCGUUUUUCUAGAUGCCAUACGACGUAACAUCUACGCUGAAAUUCAAAAGUUUGUACAAAUCACAGUCAGAGAACCACUGAGGAAAUCUGUCAGGAAGAAAAAUGAUGUUAUUAAAGUCAUCAUCCUCGCUGUAAGAGACACUUGUGCUGAUUGGUUAAGAGGAGUUGAACCCCAUGAUGACCCUGCCAUGAAAGGAAAGAAAGAAGAUGAAGGCUUUAACAUUAAAGUUCCAAGCAGAAAUGUUGGUCCAUCCUCUACACAGUUAUAUAUGGUGCGUACCAUGUUAGAGUCAUUGAUUGCUGAUAAAAGUGGAGGAAAGAAGACUUUAAGGAAGGAGAUUGAUAUCAACCAUUUACAGAUCAUUGAUAACUUCCAUAAACAGUCAUUCUUCUGGAAUUAUAUACUCAAUUUUAAUGAAUCUCUACACAACUGCUGUGAUUUAUCUCAGUUAUGGUACAGAGAAUUCUUCUUAGAAAUGACAAUGGGCAGGAGGAUUCAGUUUCCAAUAGAAAUGUCAAUGCCAUGGAUUUUAACAGACCACAUACUGGAGACAAAGGAACCUUCAAUGAUGGAAUAUAUCCUGUACCCUCUAGAUCUGUACAAUGACAGUGCUAACUAUGCCUUGACUAUGUUCCGACAGCAGUUCCUCUAUGAUGAAGUGGAGGCAGAGGUAAAUUUAUGUUUUGACCAGUUUGUAUACAAACUCAGUGACCAGAUAUUUGCUUACUACAAACAUCUUGCUGGCAGCAUUAUGUUGGACAAGAGAUUUAGAGCCGAGUGUGUCAGUCAGAAUGUGAAGAUCAAUUAUCCUGUAGCUAACAGAUAUGAGACAUUACUCAAACAGAGACAUGUCCAGAUUUUAGGAAGAUCCAUUGAUCUGAACAAGUUGAUAGGACAGAGGGUGAAUGCCUCCCUUCAGAAAGCUUUGGAUGUGGCCAUAUCCAGGUUUGAGGCAGGGGACAUUACUGGCAUUGCUGAGCUUGAGGGAUUAGUUGAGUGCAAUAGACUGACACACAAGUUGAUGAGGAAAUAUUUAACCUUGAAUGACUUUGAUGCCAUGAUGAGAGAAGCUAACCAUAAUGUUUCAGCACCAUAUGGGAGAAUAACUUUACAUGUGUUCUGGGAAUUGAAUUAUGAUUUCCUACCAAACUACUGUUAUAAUGCUGCUACUUCAAGGUUUGUGAAAACCAAGUUACCAUUUGCUCCAGCCAGUCAGAGAGAAAAACCACCAAAUCCAUCUCCAUUUUAUAUAUGGGGAACAAAGGCGUUAACCAGUUCUUACAGUGCAAUAUACAGCUUGUACAAUGGUUUUGUUGGACCACAACAUUUCCGAUCCAUGUGCAGGCUUCUAGGAUAUCAAGGAAUAGCUGUGGUGAUAGAGGAACUACUCAAAAUUGUCAAAGCAUUGUUGAAGGGAACAUUGAGGGAAUAUACAGAGACUUUAUUUAAAGCUAUGCCUCAAGUUUGUCGUCUACUUAGAUAUGACUAUGGGUCACCUGGUGUGAUGGGAUACUAUCAGGCACAGUUAAAUGACAUGAUACAGUACCCAGAUCUGAGGACAGAAGUUUUUCAAAGUUUUAGAGAAGUUGGCAACAGUGUUCUGUUCUUCAUGUUAAUAGAACAAGCUUUGACCCAGGAAGAAGUCAAUGAUCUGAAGCAUGCAGCACCAUUUCAAAACAUCAUACCUAAACCAUUCAUACCAAUUAAAGAGGGUGAUAGUCGAAAAGAAAAGGAGCAAGAAUUAAAGGUGGUGAUGAAGAAACUGGAACAAAAAUAUGCACCUUUACAGGUUGUACCUGUCAUAGAGAAAAUAGGAACUGAACAGCAAGUAUCAAUAGCAGGAGAAGGAGACUUAUUAACUAGGGAGAGACUUUGUUGUGGGCUGUCUAUGUUUGAAGUAGUCCUCAGUAGGAUUAGGGAAUUUAUUGAUGACCCUCUGUGGAAAGGUCAACCUCCAGCCAAUGGUGUUAUGAAUAUAGAUGAGUGUACUGAGUUCCACAGACUCUGGAGUGCCAUACAGUUUGUCUUCUGUAUCCCUGUCGGAGAUAAUGAGUUCACAAUUGAGGAACUGUAUGGAGAAGGACUGAACUGGGCAGGAUGUGCUCUCAUAGUACUGUUAUCCCAACAGAGAAGAUUUGAAGCUUUAGAUUUUAGUUACCAUAUUCUAAAAGUAAACAGGGUAGACAUGAAAGAUGAAAAUGUCAAAGGCAUUCAACUGAAGAAGAUGGUUGACAGAAUAAGAAAAUUCCAGAUUUUGAACAAUCAAAUUUUUGCUGUGUUGAACAAAUACCUUCACACAAAUGAUGCUGAUAGUAUGCCAGUAGAACAUGUAAGGUGCUUCCAACCUCCCAUUCAUCAAUCCUUAGCUACAACUAUAUAGGUCAUUAUCUAGGACAUCAAAAUAAAAACAAUUACAUUUGUGUAUGACAAACUGAUGUGUAUUCUUUGAAGUUAGCUUGUUGUGCUGUGCAUGCUUAUUCCAUUGUAUGGAAGCAAGAAGAAGAAUUAAGAGAUUUAAUUUUUAUUUGUAAAGUAUGUAAUCAUUGUAUAUGUAAAUUCAAUUUUAUAUACCUGUCAGAAUAUGUACUAUUACGUAAUCAAUAUUGUACUAUACUUGAUAAAAACAAUACACAGUCAACAGAUAUAAUAUGUUGGUUUUUUUCAUUUUGUUUUUACAAUUAUGAUCCAACAUCCCCCCUAAUAUUGGUAGAUCUGUACAGUUUUAAUUGUCAAUCAACAAACUUUUUUCCCCUAAAUUCUUGUAAACAAUGGCUAGAAUAAAAUUUUAUCUACUUUAAAAACAAUAUUUUUAUAUUAAUAUGUAUUUUAACACUAUCAUUUGAAAUUAAAAAAAACAUGAUUCUGGUGAAAAGCUUUGCUUUUUUUACACAAAAUCAGCAAUUUUGAGAAUAAUGGAUAUUUAACUCAUAUGAAAUUUCACUCUUCCUUUUAAAAUUAUAUACUGAUUGCCAAAAGAAAUGCAUCACCUCCUUGUAUUUUUCAGUGUGUAAAAAUUCAAUGACCACUGAUGAAAUGUCUUUUUUGUCCUUUACUGAUUAAUUUUGACACAUUACCACACAAUAAAAAAAAAUACUGCGAUAUUAGGAACUAUUGCUCCAUGUGACUGCAAUCGCCACUGAAAGAAAUUUAAAAGAGCUACUGAAUGCUUUUUGUCGAGCCUGCGACUUUUGUCGCAGAAAGCUCGACAUAGGGAUAGUGAUCCGGCGGCGGCGGCUACGGCGGCGGCGGCGUUAGCUAACUUCUUAAAAGCUUUAUAUUUUAGAAAGUGGAAGGUCUGGAUGCUUCAUACUUUGUAUAUGGAUGCCUCAUGUUACGAAGUUUCUGUCAGUCACAUGUCCAAUGUCCUUGACCUCAUUUUCAUGGUUCAGUGACUACUUGAAAAAAAAGUUAAGAUUUUUUGUAAUGUUAGAUUCUCUCUUAUUAUAAGUAAUAGGAUAACUAUAUUUGGUAUGUGCGUACCUUGCAAGGUCCUCAUGCCCGUCAGACAGUUUUCACUUGACCUCGACCUCAUUUCAUGGAUCAGUGAACAAGGUUAAGUUUUGGUGGUCAAGUCCAUAUCUCAGAUACUAUAAGCAAUAGGUCUAGUAUAUUCGGUGUAUGGAAGGACUGUAAGGUGUACAUGUCCAACUGGCAGGUGUCAUCUGACCUUGACCUCAUUUUCAUGGUUCAGUGGUUAUAGUUAAGUUUUUGUGUUUUAGUCUGUUUUUCUUAUACUGUAUGCCAUAGGUCUACUAUAUUUGGUGUAUGGAAUGAUUGUAAGCUGUACAUGUCUAGCGGGCAGGUGUCAUCUGACCUUGACCUCAUUUUCAUGGUUCAGUGGUCAAAGUUAAGUUUUUGAGUUUUGGUCUUUUUUUCUAAUACUAUAUGCAAUAGGUCAUCUAUAUUUGGUGUAUGGAAAUAUUUUAUGAUGUACCUGUCAGUCUUGCAGGUUUUAUUUGACCUUGACCUCAUUUUCACGGUUCAUUGCUCAGUGUUAAGUUUUUGUGUUUUGGUCUGUUUUUCUUAUACUAUAAGCAAUAGGUCAACUAUAUUUGUUGUAUGGAAGGAUUGCAAGCUGUAGUACAUGUCUGCCUGGCAUUGUUCAUCUGACCUUGACCUCAUUUUCUUGGUUCAUUGGUCAAUGUUUAGUUUUCUUGGUUAAGUCUGUAUCUUAGAAACUAUAAACAAUAGGUCAACUAUAUUUAGUGUAUUGAAUGAUUGUAAGGUGUACAUGUAUUUCUUGUAUGGUUUAUAUGACCUUGACCUCAUUUUCUUGGAUCAUGUUAAGUGUAUGUGAUAGUUGUAGUAAAGCUUUAUAUUUAGGACUAUCAACAUAAUAUCAAUGAUUAGUAAAGAAGGCGAGACAUUUCAGCGUGUGCACUCUUGUUGUACAUAUUUAUUAGUAUAUUAAAUAGACAAUAACUUAUCAGUUGCAUUUUUUUAUGCCCCCCCGUAGCGGAGGGGGCAUUAAGUUUUACCCUUGUCCGUCUGUACGUACGUUUUAAUUUUGGGGAAGUCACUUUUACCGUUCUAGAGUUAUGCCCUUUACAAAUGGAAAAAUUAAUGAAUUUUUCGUUUCUGUUCUCUAACAUAAGAUCAAGCACAAAUUUGAGUAGCAUCACUUUUACAGUUCUUGAGUUAUGUCCUUUAUAACGUUAUAUGCAAGCGGGGGCAUCAUCUGUGUCCCAUGGACACAUUCCCCAUUUAUUUUUUAUCUAAAGGAUCAUGUGAACUGAAACAGUUUUAAUGUCAUCUUGUUAAGACAACAACCCAAAAAUUCAAGUUAAAGAUUUAUUUUUUAUUUUUCAUGCCCAUUUCAUAUAACCUUUUAACUGAAUUUACAACUUCUUCCAAAUAUUUGAUAUCCACAUGUUAAUCAAUACAUAAUUUGAAUGAUCCGAAGGCAGACUAUUUUCACCAAUUUGUCUAUCAUGGAGUCUGUUAUAAUACUUCAUUAUUUGAUGCUAAAUUGUUGAAAUCCAGGAGCUUCUGACUUUCCCCAUGGACCCUAUACCAGGGCAACCGGAAUUACGCCUCCCGUUCAUAAAAUCCUGGCCUAGGACUAUUGAAAUGUAAAGUAACGCCCUAUACCAUAGAAUUUGGAAUUUCUCAUUAUUGGUCUACUGCUGUUAAGAUCCAUCCAAUCAUUUUAAUAUACCAUAGACAAUUAAUGGAGAGAAUUCGCCAUAAAAAUAUCAAACCCUGACAUUUUAACUAUAAAACAUACAUGCUCCAAGUCAGGAACCGUUACAUUAGUGCAUUUCACAAUUAUUUUAUGUUUUUUAGACAAACAAAGGCAAACAUUGCAUUCUACGCCCCUUCUUUCAAAUAUACUGGAAACUCCCCUGGAUAAUACAAAGGUAAUUAUUAUUAAUCAUUUUAUUCGUUUUUGUCUGAGAUGAUUGUGAUUAUUUAAAUCAUCUUAAUUAAAUGUAUGCUCAUUUGUUUUCUUGUUAA
Mytilus californianus (California mussel) is the source of this 6985-nucleotide messenger RNA. RefSeq names its product cytoplasmic FMR1-interacting protein-like. The transcript has 30 exons. Gene Ontology annotation, cellular component: neuron projection; SCAR complex; synapse. Gene Ontology annotation, molecular function: small GTPase binding; RNA 7-methylguanosine cap binding. Lineage: Eukaryota; Metazoa; Mollusca; Bivalvia; Mytilida; Mytilidae. The coding region runs from base 105 to 3908 and encodes 1267 amino acids. The record is from RefSeq and is a predicted model, not a curated record. Gene Ontology annotation, biological process: regulation of actin filament polymerization; cell projection assembly; axon guidance.